UAUUUGAAGAGCCGCUAAUAAUAAUAAUAAUAAUAAUAAUAAUAAUCUUAGGUAUUAUUAUAAUAAAGAUAAUGAUAAUGAUUAUUAACAUGGGACGGAACAAAUACGGGAUUUUUGAUCGCGCGUGCGUCCCAAUACGGAAAUAUAUUGUAUUAUAGAAUAGGGGUAUUUACUAAACAAAGCUGCUUCCGGUACGUCACCAUUACCAUGCUUUAUUGAAAUUCGUAUUCAGUUAAAUGUGUUCUUUGCCGUGGAAAGCUUGCUUAUUCUAGACUAAAUGAGUGAAGAUACGAACUACGAAAAACUAGAGGGACGUUUAAAGAGUUUUGAAGACUGGACGUUUGCGACAGACCCACAGAAGCUGGCAAACGCUGGAUUUUAUGCUACAGGGUACCACGACGUUGUUAGAUGUUUUGCCUGUGGUCUCGGGCUACGAUACAUGAAGCCUGAAGAUGACCCAUUGAUCGAGCACAGCAAGCACGGCCCGACCACGUGUCACUUCUUGAUCCAGAUGUGUGACAAUACUCAGCAAAAAGAAACGGACGAAAAUGGUGCGACAAAUUCGACGAAUGGUGAAUCAGACGAAAUGGACGAGCUUUCUCGCCUAGAGGAGCAGAAUACACAACUGAGGGCGAGAACUACAUGCAAGGUUUGUCGGGAAAGACAAGCACUUAUCCUGUUGAUUCCAUGUAGCCACCUUGCAACCUGCGUCCAGUGUGAGCAAAACCUAACCAUCUGCCCCGUGUGUAACAGACAAGUUGUGGAGACGGUCAAGACCUUCUUGGGAUGAUCUAGGAGCCAGGGAGUAAAUGCUGCUAACAUCUGAAUUGCUGAAUUCGUUUGAUUGGAGACAGAACGAACAUCUGUAUAUUGUUGGAUCCAAAAUGAUAUUUGGAUGAAAAAGUAUAUAACAUAUAUGUUCAUAUAUGAAACAAAGAAAAUGUAACAUUUUGAUUGUUAAAUAUAGCAUGAAAAUGACUUUGAAGGAAAGUCUUCUUUAAAAAUAACAACAAUAUGCUAUAAGUGAUAUUUCUUUGAAAUUUAAAACAAAAUGUUUAAAGGUUUUUUGUGGCUUUAACGGGCAGCUUCUUUCAUAAAGGCAUUAGGUUUUGUUAAUAAAAUGCGAAUUAAUAAAGGUGCUAAAUAAUGAUAUGUGUUUAAUUACCUCCAUUUCAUACAUCAAAUCACAAAUGUAGCGUCACUAUGGUGUUUUUCAAUAACGUAAUUAAUGCAAAAAUGAUAAAAUGAUUAACCAAUAAAAAAUAAACAAGAAAUAAUAUCGAUUUUAAAAUAUAAAAUGCACUAAUAAUUUUCUUCAUCCUAAUGAUGGAUGGCUAAUGUUAGUGAUUUGGGUGGGUGAGUGAGUGAUUUCGGUGAGUGAGUGAGUGAGUGAGUGAGCGAGUGAGUGAGUGAGUGAGUGAGUGAGUGAGUGAGUGAGUGAGCGAGCGUGUGAGUGAGUGAGCGUGUGAGUGAGUGAGUGAGUUUUCAAUGAAAUCACGGAUACUUAUAUAAAAAAGCAAUAAACAAAACGAAAGCAUCAAACAGCAAUUUUUUCUGACCACUUACACUUUUAUUUUCGGGUUUUUAAACUAUUAGUUGAUUAUUAUAUUUUCCCUGUACUAUUAGUCAAACUUCUGGGGCCUCUCU
Molecule: messenger RNA, 1647 nt
Organism: Mya arenaria
Lineage: Eukaryota; Metazoa; Mollusca; Bivalvia; Myida; Myidae
Product: baculoviral IAP repeat-containing protein 8-like
Exons: 5
Coding region: 278-790 (170 amino acids)
Biological process (GO): regulation of cell cycle
Cellular component (GO): nucleus; cytoplasm; spindle microtubule
Source: RefSeq, a predicted model, not a curated record